GGUGGUGUGCAUUGUGCGUGGUCUGUUUGAAGUGUACGAGAGUCGAGAGGACAUUUUGAAUUUAGAAGGCGGAUCGCGCGGGAACAUCGCGCUUGCGCUCAUUCAACUUGUUUUCCCGCGCGCUUUUUGGCGGGAAGCUGUUAACGGUUCCAUUUUCAACCUAUAAGUAGUUCAAUUUAGUAGGUGCCUGUGUGUGAAGUAAAGUGCUAAGUAAAUCAUUUGUAUUUAAAAAAAGCUUUAUUUUUGCAACGUCCUCAAGAUGAAACUGUCAAGGCGACCUCUGCGAAACAUUUGCAGCCUCCUGUAUCUACUCCAUUUGAUCUACACCGUGACUGCGACCAAGUUCGCGUCGCAUGUCAGCGUGAACACGCCCGCUCGAAGCUUUUCCCACGGAGUUGGAGAUCCCGUGACCAUACUGGAGCGACGAGCGUACCAUCGGCUCCCACAAACUCCACCUAUAAGGAGAUUACGAAGGCCAAACUCGCAAAGUCAUGGCGGCUAUCCCAGGCAAAAGCCAACCAUACCUUUCCAGGUAGAAGACGUUCCGCGCGGCAACUCCAUGAGCAGACCAUGGCAUUACAAUAACUUUAUGGCUGUGCCGAUACAAGUGCUGCCACCUUCGCCGUAUAAAGUGGACUCUCCCGAUCCGGAAUCCUUGUGGCCAAUAGGGUUGUUUAUACCGCCUCUCCCCCCACAACGAUUUGGCUCUCGACGCUCAGACACUCAUACCUCUGAAUCCGACCAAGAAGAUCCAUAUCUACUCGAAGGUUCGGAAGCUGUAACAGCAGUGAUCAAGUCCACUCGCCACGGCCAACUGUACUUCCACGACAUACCGCACAUCCAGUCCCUCCUAGCGAACCAAGACCUCAGGGUCCAGAACAAUCUGAAACCCCACCGGAUCGCGAGCAUACGACAAUCAUGGCCCUUCAAUAGACCUUAGCACGAAAUAAAACAACUCUAAAUGUUUUACAUGUUGUAUAUUUCUGUAUAAAUCUUAAUAAAAAU
Messenger RNA from Maniola jurtina (meadow brown), 1005 nucleotides. RefSeq lists its product as uncharacterized. Bases 260 to 940 code for a protein of 226 amino acids. NCBI's taxonomy places the organism in Eukaryota, Metazoa, Arthropoda, Insecta, Lepidoptera, Nymphalidae. The transcript is spliced from 5 exons. The record is from RefSeq and is a predicted model, not a curated record.